Hirsutella rhossiliensis is the source of this 2277-nucleotide messenger RNA. RefSeq names its product endonuclease-reverse transcriptase domain-containing protein. Gene Ontology annotation, molecular function: nucleic acid binding; catalytic activity. NCBI's taxonomy places the organism in Eukaryota, Fungi, Ascomycota, Sordariomycetes, Hypocreales, Ophiocordycipitaceae. The record is from RefSeq and is a predicted model, not a curated record. The transcript is spliced from 9 exons. The coding region runs from base 1 to 2277 and encodes 758 amino acids.
AUGACCUAUGUCCGCCGCAGGCCUGGGCUGAUGGUAGAUCAGAGGAGGCCCGCGGCAACUCGUGACAUUCUUUGGCUCACGGUCAACGACAUCACUUUGGUCAACGUUUACCGCCAACCGUCAUACGACGAGGCCCUCGACAUACUACUCCAAUGGCCCGCGCCAAACAGAUGUCUGGUAGCAGGCGAUUUCAACGCCAAACACCACAGCUGGCAAGCCGGCCGCAUCGAGGGCCGCGGCGAGGCUGUAACUGCAUGGGCGACAGCCAACGGUCUGAACCUGCUCAACCCGGCUGACGUCCCGACAAAUCCUCAUGGCAAUACGAUCGACCUUGCCUUCUCUAAUAUCGCCUUGGCCAAUGCCGUGGUGGAAGACCAUCUUGCCACCAGCUCCGACCACUUCACGCUCAGCACUACCCUGCCUGAGCUCGCUGUAGCGCCCCCACCCACUGGGAAGUUUGCCGCCAAAGCUGCAGGCCGGCCGGUCCGCAAGGGCGCACGCAGCGCGCCCUGGUGGACGGAGGAAUGCUCCUUGGCCGCGGUGGAGUAUCGCGCAAGAGUCGUGCGGCGAGUCAAGCGCCGUUACUGGCGCGAUCUGAUUGACAGCUUCACGGACAGUGCGUCCGUCUUCAAGGCGGUCGUGGAUGAUACCGUCUAUGAGACCCAACUAGACAAAGCCAACGCCCUGCGACGAGCAACGCUCGAACGUCGCACUUCGCAGGAUGACAUCACGGAUCCGUGGGUCCCAGUGGACACAGCGAGGACGAUUCCUUUCGCUCAGAACGUUUCCCUGGAGGAGGUCCGGGACGCGACCCUUCGCACGGAGGCCCGCGCCUGGCGUCCAAUCUCUCUCUCCUGUCUGGGAAAGGCCUCGAACGGCUUAUUGCGCGCCGUUUGGCUGCGGACUGCCGCAAGGAUCGCCAGCUUCUCCCAUACUUUUCCUACUAUACACAGAGCCAAUCUACCGCCUGAGCAACCCCAAGGGCGCUUCGGCUAUGCAGACGACACUGCCGUCCUUUGCGUCGGAGACUCCCUGGAGGAGACUGCCCACAGAGCGUCGAAACAUGUUCACGAACUCAUGACAUGGGGCACCGCGAACGCGAUAACCUUCGACCCCAAGAAGACUGAAGUCAUGCACUUCUCCCGAACUACACCGAGGAAUGCACCUCCAGUCUUCCAUGGCGAGGUAGAAAAGCGGCCAGGCUCAGCCAUGCGGUGGCUCGGCAUCUGGCUUGACAGCACCCUGACGUUCAAGACGCACGUCGAAGUGGACUGCCAAAGCGCAAGCAGUGGCCUACCAUCUCAAGGGUUUGACAAAUACCAACCGCGCCCCCUACCAGGUGCGGUCCGGAGAGCCGUCCGCGCCUGCAUCGAGCCGCAAUUGUUCUUUGGGGCAGAGGCGUGGUACCCGGGCAUGACCUGCCCGCGAUGGAAUAAGCCGGCAAAGGAAGGGCCAUCAAGAAUACGGCACCUCAUCCGGCGGAUGGACAAGUCGCUCAACACGGCCAUGCGAGCCAUCCUCCCGGUCUGGAAGACGACGCCGCUCAGCGCCAGGCACCGGGAGGCGGGCAUACCGCCAGUUUCGCACCUGCUCCAGGCGUGUCGAACGCGCUUCGCAGCCCGUCUCAAGUCCCUCGACGAAGCGCACCCGCUUGCGGUGCGCCAGGCCAGACCUUCUCGCACAAUCGGCGGCAAACUUCGGCAGUGGCUCCAAUCAGUUGCUCCACGGACAGCAAUCGUCUACUCGGACGGAUCCCUCUCCCCGGAGGAGCCGCGGGGUACGGCUAUGCGGUACAUCAGGAUGGACUCACCGUCCUCAGCGGGUCUGCGUGCUGCGUUGAGCCUCCCGGCUGCAGACCAGAUUGUCGUAUGCCUCGAUAACCUCGCGGUCGCGACGUGUCUUCAAGGCAUGCCGUCAGAUUCCUCCCAGAAGGAGUUCCUGGAAUUCCAGGCCUUGGCCGCAGAACAUGGUGCCACUGAGAUCCGCUGGAUCCCCGGCCACACCAACAUCCCAGGUAACGAGCAGGCAGACGCCUUAGCAAAGGCAGGAACCUCUCAACCCGAGCCUGCAGACGCUCUCCCGACGCUGGCAUAUCUGCGCAAGGUCGCUAGGCAGCGACCAAAGACGCAUUCAAAGCCUGGUGGGAAGUUUCUGCACCCCAACAGUACAGGGUCCUCGACCUCGAUGCCACGACUGGCUGCCCGCCAGAACUUACCAUUCCACGACCUCUGCUCCACCAUCUGCUCGCAGCAGAACCCACCACGGGGACUUCGCUGA